AUGAGCUAAAAAACUAAACAACCUUUGCUUUAAAAAGAAAAAUCUUCUAAAAUGACAGAAAUCGAUAUUCACAAUGUUGAUAUCACAUUUAAGAAUUUAAAUUAUAACUUGCUUAUCAACAAGAAAGAGCAGCAAAAUAAAUUAAUACUUAAUAAUGUUUCAGGUUUAAUGAAAUCUGGGGAAAUUACUGCAAUUUUAGGGCCUAGUGGUGGAGGGAAAACAUCUUUGUUGAAUAUUUUAGCAGCAAAGAUCAAAACAUAAGCAGGAAGAUGUUCAAUUCAAGGAGAUAUUAGAGCUAAUGGAUUCUCAUAUGAUAAUUAAGACUUUAAUUCUUUUAGCUCUUACGUAAUGUAAAAUGAUAUCCUGCUAGGUUUCCUAACAGUUAAAGAAGCUAUACAAUUUGCUGCUAAUCUUAAAAUGAAUGGAACUCUUUUAGAGAAAGAUUUAAAAGUAUAGGAAGUCAUUUCUGCCCUUAAGCUUUAAAAUUGCUAAAAUACUUUGAUAGGCAAUGAAAUAGUGAAAGGUGUAUCUGGAGGAGAAAGGAAAAGAGUGAACAUUGCAUGUGAGAUUAUUAAUGAUCCUUAAGUUCUGUUUUUGGAUGAACCAACAAGUGGUUUGGAUUCUUAUACAGCAUACAUUGUAUUGAAACUACUAAAAGAUUAUGCUUAGCUUAAAUCGAUGAAUGUUAUCAUGAGCAUUCAUUCCCCAAACUAAGAUUUAUGGGAUUUAUUUGAUUAAAUUAUUUUAAUGGCUUAAGGAAGGUUUGUUUAUUAAGGUAGAAAAAGCAAAAUGUAAGGCUAUUUUGAAAGCUUAGGUUAUUUUUGCCCAAUUCAUAUGUGCUAACCUGAUUACUAUUUGUCGCUUAUCUCCUAAAAUGGUGAUGAAUAUUCUCCUUAAGAUGAAAAUAAAGUUACUGCGAUAAAAACUUUAUUUAACUCUUAUGAUUAAAAAAUAUAAAAUGAAGUUUUAUCAUAAAUAAAUUAAACUUAGGUUUUUAGAGAAAUGCAUGUGUAAAAAGUUAAAAAUAGUUUAUUUUUCUAAACUAAAUAAAUUGCUUCUAGGAAUUUGAUUAAAAUUUUUAGGGAUCCACUGCUAAUAAAAAGUCGUAUUUUAUAGACAAUAGCCAUGAGUCUUAUUUUUGGGCUUAUAUAUUUAAAUUAACCUAAAAUAAGCAGUGAUCUCUCUAUAAGAAGAAUAAAUGAUAGGAAUGGUAUAAUGUUUAUGGAUAUGAUGAAUAACUUCAUGAAUGCAAUGAUGGGUAUAAUCAUAUCAUUCCCUUCUGAGAGGCUAGUAUUUUUAAAAGAAGAAAACUGUAAAAUGUAUACUCCUAUAUCCUAUUUUUUAGGGAAGUUUAUAACAGAGUUUUUGAUGAAUUUACUUUUACCUUUAUUAUAUAGUUCUAUUAUAUAUUACAUGGUAGGUUAUUCUACUUAAGAAGAAUCUUAAUUUUGGAUUUAUGUAGCUACUUUGGUAUUACUCUCAUUUUGUGGAAGCGGUGUAGGUUUAACGAUUGGAGUUAUGUUUUAAGAUGUCAGAACUUCCACAGCUAUUACCCCAGCUUUUGUUCUCCCUCUCAUUUUGUUUUGUGGUAUGUUUAAGCAAAGAACUGAUUAUGCAAGCUGGAUUGGAUGGAUUUAGUACAUAUCUCCAUUUUCUUAUGCAUUUGAAUGUCUGAUAAGAAAUGAAUAUAAAUUCUUAGAAAGCCCAUAUAAUCCAAUCUAGACCUUUUAAUAUACACUAGGAAUGGAUACAUGUUUUUUGAUAUUAGCUUUUAUGUCUUUAAUCUUCUAACUUAUAUCCAUACUAAUGCUUUAUUUAAAGAGAGGUGUAAUAUAGUGA
Molecule: messenger RNA, 1839 nt
Organism: Tetrahymena thermophila SB210
Lineage: Eukaryota; Ciliophora; Oligohymenophorea; Hymenostomatida; Tetrahymenidae
Product: lipid transporter family ABC domain protein
Exons: 2
Cellular component (GO): membrane
Molecular function (GO): ABC-type transporter activity; ATP hydrolysis activity; ATP binding
Source: RefSeq, a predicted model, not a curated record